GUUUUAAAUCUGAGAGUUUACAUUUCUUAAAACGUAAGCGUUAUUUAUCUACAUCUUUCUCAGGGUAAUGGACGCCGGAGCAAAAGUAAAGAAAGGUGCCGGUGGAAGGAAAGGCGGCGGCCCAAAGAAGAAGCCAGUUUCAAGGUCCGUUAAAGCUGGGCUUCAAUUCCCUGUCGGAAGGAUCGGACGUUACUUGAAGAAGGGAAGGUAUUCACAGCGUGUCGGAACCGGAGCUCCGGUAUACCUCGCCGCCGUUCUCGAGUACUUAGCCGCCGAGGUUCUCGAGUUGGCUGGAAAUGCAGCACGUGACAACAAGAAGAAUAGGAUCAUCCCAAGGCACGUGCUACUCGCUGUGAGGAAUGACGAAGAACUGGGAAAGCUUCUUUCUGGCGUUACCAUCGCUCACGGUGGCGUUUUACCGAACAUUAACCCCGUUCUUCUCCCAAAGAAGACUGAAAAGGCCGCCUCUAAGGAACCUAAAUCUCCAUCAAAGGCCACUAAAUCUACGAAGAAAGCUUGAUUUUUCUAAGGAACUUGUAAUAAUUUGGUUUUUUUUUAUUCUUCGUUAGAUUUAGAUAGUCUUGGAGUGGAUUUUGUGUGGAAUGGUUAAUGGGUGGGGGAAAAGACUGUCAUGGAAUAUUUGGUAUGUUUAAAUUCACAUUUGUUCCGUCUCAAUUGAAAUGAAACUACUUGUUUCCGUUAUUUACAUUUUUAA
Messenger RNA from Hibiscus syriacus, 715 nucleotides. RefSeq names its product histone H2A-like. Gene Ontology annotation, cellular component: nucleosome. Gene Ontology annotation, molecular function: protein heterodimerization activity; DNA binding; structural constituent of chromatin. The transcript is spliced from 2 exons. The record is from RefSeq and is a predicted model, not a curated record. Lineage: Eukaryota; Viridiplantae; Streptophyta; Magnoliopsida; Malvales; Malvaceae. The coding region runs from base 68 to 520 and encodes 150 amino acids.